Molecule: messenger RNA, 2475 nt
Organism: Daldinia vernicosa
Lineage: Eukaryota; Fungi; Ascomycota; Sordariomycetes; Xylariales; Hypoxylaceae
Exons: 1
Coding region: 352-2436 (694 amino acids)
Source: RefSeq, a predicted model, not a curated record
GACACAAAGGUAGAUAUCAAACUUUGCCUUGGCAAAUUUCAUUCGUCGUAAUCCCGCCAAUUACAAGUUAUCCAUUAGAGAAUGUAGUCCUAGCAACCAACACAACAAGCCCAGGAAGAAACCAGACAUAAGUCGUAGUCGUGAGUCCAAAGUAACUUGGGUACGUACCUGGGCACCUAACGUAGGUAGGUACCUUUUACCUUGUCGUCUUCUUUUAUUUCGCUAGCCAAAACUUUCACAACAUCGACAUCGCAACCCCAACGUCGCCAAUACCGACGCCACGAUAUCAAGGCCUCCAAAAUAUCUAACCGCCUUAAUUAUCCUCGUCUCGCUUUUGAGAAACCAUCAGCCAUGUCGUCCGGUAGUCAGGAGGCGGUUUCGCAGCUAGAAACCGUCCUAGCUAGCACGAUGGAAAAUAAAGAAGUUCGAGUCGUGGCGCUGACCACUCAUAUCGGUGAAGGAAAGAGCACCGCCGUCAUCGACAGAAUCUGGCGCCAGGCCAAAGUUGGAAAAGCUCCGCCUACUAUCAUCUACGUGGUCUCCACCCUCACGGAGUCUGCUUUGUUACAUGGUUAUCUAUCGGAAGGAAAGUUCACACCGGACGAACUUGACAGCCUCGAGAAACCUACUGGUCGCCCUAUAUCGAUCCGCUCCGCGUCUGAGUUCCUUCAGCGGUUUGGAGAGCUCCACGAGGACCAGGACCGUACCGUAGUCGUGGACAUCACCUGGUAUCCGAACCUAGAAGAUGAGAUAGCUCUCGGCGGCCUAAUAAAAUGGCUUUCGGGGGCUAAGGAGAAGGGCUUAAGUAUAUGCUGCGUCUUGUUGAUGUCGGAGUUCGAGUCGCAGCGGACGGUGGCGGCGUUCGAGAAGUGGGUCGGAAAUGUUCUACGAGUCGACCUCACCGGGAGCAGGCAUCCGAAGGUUCGCAUAGAGGUCCAGCAGGGGGAAGGAUGGAAGGAUCAGGUGCGGCAGACCUUACUGGAUGCUCUCGAUCAGGAGAAGAAAGUGGUCGUCGCUACGAACGGUCUUUUAGACCUUGAAUAUCUUGGCCGCGAACCAUUCGAGAGCAAGCUGGGCCAGCUAUCGUUCGAAGACCACGAGACCGUUAACACGGUGGCAGGGCACCUGGCAGUGCUAAAACGAGCGCCCGUGAUCGUCGUUGAUGCAGAAACUCCUUUCUCUACGAACAUAAAGGAUUUGGGCGUGGUCGUCUCUCUGGGCUCGUCUCUCCGUACUAACCUAUUAAUUCCCAAGCUUAUGCAGGUUGUCAGGAAGGAUCGGGAUCUUUCGUGGUUGGAAGUGCUUCGGCAGCACUCGUGGGCCUCCAAGUCGGCGGCGGUAGGCGGUUCGGGACCUUCCGCCGUCAGAUUCUUAUGCCCCGCGGGCGAGGAAGAGCUGAAAGCCAGAGGCGAACAUGCGGAAGACCUCGGCCGGGCGUGGAACGAGGAUUUCAUGUUCACGGCGUUGGCAUGCUUCUAUAAUUGGCCCGGCCGCCGUCUGAGCCGUAUGCCUACGCGACAGCCUCCCAACGACUACGUCUUCGCCGACGCCGUACGCCGUCUCCUCGUCCUAGGAUGCAUCAGAGAAGGCAAACAAGAAGGCACGUACGAGUGCACACCACUUGGUACUUGUAUUACGAGAAUGCGCCAAAACGAAUUCAAAGACAAGUUCAACUUCCACGUGACCUAUUUCCUGGCGCGUAUUCAGCUCAGGCGGCUCAAGGAUGAGAGCCCCGAAGUCCUCAGGGUACUAAUUAGGUUGGCAGCCAUAGCCCAUUUCGGUGUCAAAUUCCUAUAUCACUUCGCCGAAGAGAUGGACGCUGACAAACUUCGGAAGUGGCUACCUGCACUUAUAAGAGGCAGAGCGCACGCCGGGGCUAUGUGGAUCGCCUUGGGUGCAUAUCUAUUAUGCGAGGCCGUCGGACUUGGACGUGAAGAUACAGGAAUGGCGGCAAUCGGGCUUGGCGCCGUCGAUCUUCAGGUUUUGGCUACGGUUAGCAUACACGUACAACUCUUCGAGCGCCAGUUCGACCUGGGAGAUAUGCCGCGCGACGCCAGCGGCUGGAUGAACAAGGCCCUAACGGAAGCCCAGCUAAGAUCCAUCGACGAGGAUAUGAUGUGGGCGUGGCUGCAUAGAAUUGGCUCCUUCGAGCCGGCUGGAAAUCCGUCCGGGGCGGGAACCAUGGUGGAUUGGGUGAGCCUGGAGGAAUUCGGCGUCAAGAUGAACAAGGAAAUCAUACAAGAGAGCGAUAUCAGGGAAUACUGCAACGCGACGACCGAGGGUCGAGGGGCUUUCAGCGCCUUCUACCUGUUGCUAAAGGAAAAGGACGGGAAGAGAUGGGCGCGACAUCUGACGUGGAUCCCACCCGAGGCGAUCCAGGACUUGAAAGAGAAGACUGGAUUGUCCGUGACUACGGCGGUGGGUAAAACGUUCUAAUGGAAAAGGCUGGUUUAUGUACCUAAUAUAGGUCUAUAG